AACAAUGGGUUGUUUUCCUGAUGAAUUCAUCAGUGAAUAAUGUUUAUAUUCUAUCUCACCUCUGCCCUUUAUUGUCUUGCAGUGAAGACGAGCUAACUGUUGAGAGUUGUAAAAUAGGUUGCAUCACGCGCAGUGAACGCAACACUGACGUGCGUGAAGUCACUCUGCGCCAGACUGAAUGGUGGCAGGCGGCUAGGCUAACUGAGGGAGAGAGCUGCCUUAGAUUCAACUUUGAAGGAUGUUUAGGGGCGCUCAAAUACUGACCUGGUCUUGUCCCACAAGAUCAUUGCUGCUAUUGAGAGAGUCCAACCUCUCUGCUUUCUCUGAGUACACUGGUGCUAUAUGGCAGGUUACAAGACAUGGGGUGGACAGUAAAAGAAGAUACAGAAGCAAGGAAGGAUUUUCCAUAGAGCCUGUUUCCUGUUCAACACAGCUUUCUUUACGUAGCUUGGACUGUGACAAUCGUCAUCUGAGAGAGGCUUCAUUUCAAAACCUUGUGUCCAAAGCCAUUUUAUCCAGCCAUCAUCACCCUCCUCAGGUUUCUACCUCUGCAAAAGCCAAACAAGCGUCUGAUCCUUGGAAAUGCACUGUAGUGGGAGAUUUAGGUCAAAACCACAAAGCUGUGAGCACUUACCAGGACUGUUUAACCAACACAACUUGCCUUCAGCUCUGGAGAAGGCCUUGGGACUUUUGCCAGGUUUCACUCCGUUUCACCAAUAACACUAAAUGUGACCUUCAAAGCCAUUUAUUUUGCAGACAGCACUUUGUCAGCCUUUUCCGCUUGUCAACACAUAUGCCACAGAUCUUAAACUAUUCUCACAGUAGACCACAAGCCUCCAGUCCCUUUCUUCAGCAAAUCCGAGCUAUUCAUCAGGCUGCCCCUCGUGUGGUAGAUGUCUGGAGAGACUGUCUAUCCCCGGAGAAUGAAAACAGGUGUCGACAGAGCCUGAGGCCCAACUUAAAGCUCUAUGAGUUGGACAAGGUGAAAAAAGGAGCAAGUCAGAGCCAAGGAAAGAACCAGGGGAGAUGGGCGUCCGUCCUGGUCUCUCUGUGCUCUGUUGAGGGGCAACCAGCGUUUCUCUUCACCCUCCGCUCCAGCACACUGAAGGGCAGACACAAGGGAGAUGUCAGCUUCGCAGGAGGGAAGAGUGAUCCGUCAGACAGAGAUGUGGUGGCCACGGCACUGAGGGAAGCCCGUGAGGAGCUGGGUAUUACUGUGGCAGCAGAGAGGGUCUGGGGCAUCCUGAAGCCUCUCAGGGACAUGUCAGGGAUGAUGAUCGCUCCUGUACUGGCUAACCUCGGUCCCUUAGAGGAGUUGUCCUUCAAACCAAACCCUGGAGAGGUCGAGGAGAUCUUCACUUUGUCCUUGUCUCAUUUAUGCAACCCCCAGAACUGUGGUUACACACACUUCCGCACCGGUGACAAGUAUGGAUACACACUCCCAGUGUUUCGUAAUGGGAAACAUCGAGUGUGGGGCCUGACUGCUGUCGCUUUAGACCAUACCCUGAAACUCAUUGUUCCUCCUUAGCUGUUCCACUUUAUAGUUUAUAGCUCUGAAGCACAUCUAUCGUGGGACUGAUAAAUUUGAUUAUGAGAAAUGUGCAAUCAAGCUUGGAGUAGCAAAAUCUUGCCAGAAAUCAGUGUGAAUACAGACGUUACAUAUAAAUAUAUAUUUAUAUAAAAUAUAUUUUUUUCCUUCCUUUUUAUAUUCUUUAAUUUUAAAUACUUACAAAUCCUCAUUUUAUUCAGCUCCAGGUCUUCUGUACCACCACUUACCACAACUUUUGCUGUAUGAGUUUCACUUGAAAGUGGUAUUUAUAUUUUUCAUGUUAUAUUUUAUCAUGCAGGCUCAGCGAAGCACAGCUGUAUUACAGUUCAUGAUUUCUGGUUUGAUUCAGCUCAUGUUUGUUUCCAAUUUUAUCUCAGACACUAUCAGAUCUGGACUGUUAAAAACACCUAAAUAACACAGGCACAUCAUAAUGUGUUGUGCUGAAGAACAAAGCAAGUAAAGAUGGUUUUAAAGGUAUUCUCUGUCUGUAUUGUUUAUUCUUUCUUCAUAGGCUAAUAUGUUUUUUAAAAGUUACAUGAUUUACAUGACAUCAAAGCAAUAAAUAGUGCAAAAUGUUCAUUUA
Toxotes jaculatrix (banded archerfish) is the source of this 2132-nucleotide messenger RNA. It is a transcript of the gene nudt8, whose product is annotated as nudix (nucleoside diphosphate linked moiety X)-type motif 8. The coding region runs from base 239 to 1528 and encodes 429 amino acids. The record is from RefSeq and is a predicted model, not a curated record. Gene Ontology annotation, molecular function: coenzyme A diphosphatase activity. The transcript is spliced from 5 exons. Lineage: Eukaryota; Metazoa; Chordata; Actinopteri; Toxotidae.